GUAGAUGAGCUCGUUAGAGAUUAUGGCCAACAAUUUCAGGUUUCAUGACAAAUCACUGAGGGCUGCAGGACACGGUAUGAAAGCAAUUUCCUGCACAAAGAGAAUGAAAGGCUCUGAAAUAGCAACAAUUAUGAACAAAGUUGGUUCCAAGGUCAGUUGGAUCAGGCAGACCUUAAGAAUCGGCAGUGAAUUUGCCAUCUAUAAAGGUCUUUUUCAGAUGUUUAAGAAGAAAGCUACCACAAAUCCUCUAGAAUGGUGGUCGCAGCUGUUAGAGUACUUCAUUGGAGUGUACUUUUACAUCAUUGAUCAUAUUGAUUGGGCAAGCACCAAUCAUCUUUUAAAAAUAAGUAAAGCAUGGAAGAGCUGGAUCACUUUGGAGAGCACAAGAGCCUGGCUUUAUAGCACAAUUGCUAUAACUAUUCAUAGACUUGCAGGGAUUUAUAAUGCAUGCAAGACCCUUAAACAGGCUGACAAAUUAAAUCUCAGCGAUCAACAAAAACAAAAGAUCCGCAAGACCAGAAAAACUCUCAUAUUCAUGUUCAUCAAAGGCUUGGUCGAUUUCGGUCACAUCACCUAUUAUCUCAAACCCGAAAUAGCCGCAAGGGAUAGUAUCAGUUAUUUCUUGGGAGUCGUCUCGUCUUUUAUGGAUAUCUUUAUGAUCCUGAAUAAAGGGAGUUUGUAGGUGUGCAAUUGGUGGAUCACCUGAUUUUAAAUUAUGAGGUUGAAUUAAUUGCUGUAUUAGAUGAUUC
Messenger RNA from Moneuplotes crassus, 749 nucleotides. Lineage: Eukaryota; Ciliophora; Spirotrichea; Euplotida; Euplotidae. The record is from the annotation of a GenBank genome assembly.